AUGGCCCCAAUCCGCCGAUACCUCCGAAUCAGCAAAUAUUCCGUCCUCGAAUGCCGAAUUUACCUAGAGAACCCCUCUGAUACACGAUGGCUCCUCGAUAGCAGAGAUCCUGUCCUCAAGCGAAUCUUUACCUGCAUUCGACCAUUGAUCCUGCCUAAGCUGCGCGAAGAAAAUGAGAGGUUAUUUUCUAAGAAGAAGGGGAAGCCUGUUAAGGACGUGAUAGCUGAAGAUGAAUUCGAGGUGGCUAUAUUUCUUCGAGACUCGCGUACGCGCCAUUCGCUCCUGACGCGACAAAAGACCUUCCAAGGGGCCGGGGAGGGAUCGGGAGAGAAUAAACAAGGGGGCUCUGCUGGGACUGCAGAGGCUGGGAUCUUGGUCGAGAGCGAUGAUGACUCUGGGCCGGGGUUGGACGAGAUCCCACAAGCUGGCGCUGAAGAAAACGAGACAAAUGCCAAACGCCAACGACAAGCGGACUCGCCGGAGACUCAGCGCAUGUCGAAAAGAAGGAAAGGGAAGGAGCCAGCACCGCAGGCCGAUGAGGAAGAAGAGGCGGAGGACAAGAAACUGGGAUUCAGGACCAAUUAUGAAAGUUUCAACAUCUACGGCUGGGUUCUUUGUCUGCUUGUCACGCGCAAAGGGGAAAAGGCUCGAGCGAGAGCAGCGCCCUCGGAACCGAAUCGCCAGGUUCUGAUGGAGGAGUGGAUGUCGACACAAGCCCAGGGAGGAGACUUGGGCGAGGAAUGA
This is a messenger RNA of Aspergillus wentii DTO 134E9, 744 nucleotides long. RefSeq lists its product as uncharacterized. The transcript is spliced from 2 exons. The record is from RefSeq and is a predicted model, not a curated record. Lineage: Eukaryota; Fungi; Ascomycota; Eurotiomycetes; Eurotiales; Aspergillaceae. The coding region runs from base 1 to 744 and encodes 247 amino acids.